AUGACAUCUUCAACAUCAACUCCUCCAACAUCUCCAAAAUCUAUUUCUCCAUUAACUGACCCUCCUACAUUACCUAAAUUAAGACACAUUGCUCCUGCUCCUCGAGAUAAACCUGAAUAUGAUAUUUAUCAUAUUCCAAAAGGUUAUGAAGUAGUAUUAGUACCAAAAACUUCUUCUAAUGGUACUACUCCUGAUUUCUCUACUGGUCCUUCUCCUACUUCUCCUACUUCAAAUGUUAUACCUCUUUCACCCGCUGCUUCUGUGUCUAGUAUUCAUGGUUCUCCUUCAAAACUUUCUCUUUCUCCUCCAUCUAAAUCUCCUCCAAAUAGUUCGUGGCGCAAACGUAAAAAUAAUGGUCAUAUUCCUCGUCCAAAAAAUUGUUUCAUGGCCUAUCGUGAACAUAUGCAACAUGAAGUUCUUAAAAAAAAUCCUGGAAUGAAUAAUAAACAUGUUUCUGUUAUUGCUGCUGAAAUGUGGAAAAAUGAACCUGAAGAUGUUAAACAAUUUUGGCGUGCUCUCAUUAAAAGAUCUUCUAAUUUAAUGACUGAUGGUUUCACUAAAGAUUUAUUAAAAAAUCGUGAAAAUCGUGUUUCUCCUCUUUUUUGGGGCCAUUAUCGUUCUUCUUCUUCAGAUUCUAUUGGUUCAAUUGGUUCAAUUGGUUCAAUUAAUUCUUGGACUAGUGAUUCUGCUCCUUCAACUCCUCCUUCUUUUAUCGAUGAUCCUACUCAUUCUCCUCCUAUUUUUAAUUCUCAUCAUGAAAAUCGUUCUCCUUCUCCUUUACGUUUUGAAACUUUAAAAGUUGAAUCUAAUAAUAAUCUUGAUCAUCAAAAUGAUUGGCAAAGAAUUUGUGAUAUGCCUCUUGAAGGUGAACUCUUUCAAUCUCUUCUUCCUCCUCCUAUUAUGGAUUUCGAUCAAUCCAUUCAUGUUGAUGCUCCUUAUUAUGAUGAUUUUGAAAGUGGAAGUUUCCUUCAACCUAAUACUCAACUUUUAAAUCCUUUUGAAUUUAAUCCUAUCAUUCCUACAAAUCAUCAUCAUCAUCAAG
Messenger RNA from Dentiscutata heterogama, 1042 nucleotides. The record is from the annotation of a GenBank genome assembly. NCBI's taxonomy places the organism in Eukaryota, Fungi, Glomeromycota, Glomeromycetes, Diversisporales, Gigasporaceae.